Molecule: messenger RNA, 1149 nt
Organism: Fusarium vanettenii 77-13-4
Lineage: Eukaryota; Fungi; Ascomycota; Sordariomycetes; Hypocreales; Nectriaceae
Exons: 2
Coding region: 256-1149 (297 amino acids)
Source: RefSeq, a predicted model, not a curated record
GGCGAUCCUCUCAUACAAAGAGUCCGUGGGACUCACGGCGCCUUUGCCUUCUACUCUUCUAUCUAAGCAUUGUUAUACCCGUUUCCUCUUCACUGCGAGUUGCGACGCAGCAACGUUGAAUCACCCACCUCGACCUUGAACCUCGUCCCCUCCUUAUCUACAGCAUAUCCGCUCCCUCGAUCUACCUCAAUCCACCUCGAAUAUCGCCCUCCAAACACUCCUCCGCCCUCGCGACUCUGUCGCGCAACAGCAGACAUGCGCUCCGUCAGAUCAUUACUCCUCUGGGGCCUCGCCUCGAUCUCUACACCCGCCGCCCUCGCGCUCCCCAAGAAAGAGGACUCAGGUCUAGUCUCGCGCGAACAAGAAAAGACACCAAAGUACUUCAGGGAAGCCGGUGGAAAUCUCGAGCUUGGCCAUUACGACCGUCGCUAUUUCCAAGACAAAGUCCCCUACGAAGAGCAUCGCUUCGUCCUUCGCGACCUUAUUCGAAGCUACCUCUCCACAAUGGAUAGCUACGGCGCCGAGACUUGGAUUGCCCAUGGUACUCUCCUGGGCUGGUGGUGGAACGGCCAGAUCAUGCCUUGGGAUUAUGACCUCGACGUUCAGGUUGCAAACCACACUUUGCAGUGGAUAGGUGAUACACUCAAUCGCACCGAACACGUCUACAAUUACACAGAUACUGCCACAGGGAACCUGAUCUCCAAGAAGUACCUGCUCGACAUCAACCCCCACCACGUCGAGAUUGACCGUGGCGACGGAAGGAACAUCAUUGACGGCCGCUGGAUUGAUAUGCAGAACGGCAUGUUCAUCGACAUCACCGGCCUGCGAGAACGUGAGGUUGAGCGCCCGGGUGUCUGGAGUUGUAAGAAUAAGCAUCGUUACAACAGCCAGGACCUAUGGCCCAUGCGAAUCUCGGAAUUUGAGGGUGUCAAGGCCCGUGUGCCUUUCAACUUUAACAAGAUCCUCAUUGACGAGUACGACACCAAGAGUUUGGUGACUGAGAACUGGUCAGGCCACCGUUGGAACCAUGAUACCAAGGUUUGGGUUCAGGAGACCGACGAAGAGGCCGAGCAGCGGAAGCUCGAAGCUCUUGAGCGUCACAACGCAGAACUUGCAGCUGAAGCGGCUGAGACUCAGGCUGCAACAUGA